Molecule: messenger RNA, 3118 nt
Organism: Myxocyprinus asiaticus (Chinese sucker)
Lineage: Eukaryota; Metazoa; Chordata; Actinopteri; Cypriniformes; Catostomidae
Product: polyadenylate-binding protein-interacting protein 1-like
Exons: 12
Coding region: 910-2280 (456 amino acids)
Biological process (GO): regulation of translational initiation
Molecular function (GO): translation activator activity; protein binding; RNA binding
Source: RefSeq, a predicted model, not a curated record
AUUAUAUCUCCAUUAAACUAUCUUCAUUUGUGCUCCGCAGAAGAAAGUAAUAUAGUUUUGAGAUGACGUAAGGGUGAGUAAAUUAUGAAAUAAUUAUAAUUUUUGGGUGAAAUAACCCAUUAAGGACUACAUCAAAGCAUUUCAAUUUAGUAACAUGGUAAGAAACUACCAUUCCAAGCGAAUCUGAGGUAGAGGAGACCAGAUUUAUUUUAUUUAAAGGUAUUUAUCAAGUGCAAAGACGUUCAAAAACUAUAAAAUAAAAAAAAAGUAAAAGAGUACGUCUUUUCUAAAGAACUAGGAACAUUAUACAUUUUAUGUUCCACAUACGAGGGGAACACGAAUGUUCUACGGUGUGUGAGGAAAACGCUCCAAAUGAUUCAGUCCGUGCGAUUCCGAGUGAUUCGCGAACCGAUUCAUACCGUUUUGCCAACCCGUUUGAAAAAUUCAUUGAAAUGAACAGACUAAAAAAAAAAAAAAAACGAUUCUUUUGCGAAUCAGGAAUCGCUAGUUUUGAUAUGAGGCCAUAUAAAAUAUUUUUAAAAGAUUAUAUAUUUAUAUUAUUACUAUAUACUAUACUAUUUUAAAACAUUGGGUUAGUUUUUUUUUUUUAUUUAUUCCCAAUCCUAAACCCUAAAUAUAUGAGCACUUGUAACAAUGACGUUUGACUUUUGUUUCCAAUAGAUGGCAGUGCUCCUGUGGUCAGGUGGUAUAUAUGGAGAAUGACAGAGGAAGUGAUUAGUUUGUCAGUCAUAUAAAGGGCCAGAUGCUAGAAACAGAAAUAGUAAUUAUGAAAGUGAGAAGUCGAGUGUAAGAUUCAAGCUGUCUAUUUAGUGUUUAGCGGCCUCGACAGACCAGAUCAGUGAGCUUACAGAGAGUUUGGAUCGGAACGGCGGGAUCUGAGAGAAGAUCAUGUACAACAACAAUAACAGCACACCAUCAUCAUCAUCCUCCUCGUCCGAGGCUGGAGAUUCGGUGAGAAGUUCGGUGUUUAACCCGGGUGAACCGCUGAGACAGCCGCGGACGUCUCCUCCGGUCGCAGAAAGCAGCACAGGUGAAGUUUACACAGAAAGCCAAGGAUUUCCUACAUUUUUCAAUUCAGGGUACCAAAACAGCAGUGCUACUGCCUUAAAAACAUCAGAUUCGCUAGUGAAAAACUCCAAACUGUCUGCCGCUGCGCCAGAGUUUGUCCCGAGCUCUUAUGCAUCAUACCAGGAUGAUGUGUAUUCUGAUGGAUCUGAAGGAUACUAUGCUGAGGCCUCAUUGGCUGAUUUAGUUCAGGAUUUUGUAAGCCAUCUGACCACGUCUCCAGGGUCCUUCGAGGUGGAAAUCGAUUACAUCACAGAUACGCUGAACAGCUGGGUGACCACAGAAGAGACAUUACAGGAACUAGUAGAGCUCAUCUACACACAGUCAACAUCUGUUCCCAACUUCUCCUACACUGGGGCACGGCUCUGUAACCAUUUGUCCCAUUGCAUCAGUCUCAGUCCAUCCAGCGGGAACUUUCGUCAGCUGCUGCUGCAGAGGUGUCGUACAGAGUAUGAGCAGAGAGAUCAGGCUGUGAAAGGAGAUGAGACCACACAGAAAAAGUAUCAUUCAUAUGUGUUGUUUCUGGGGGAACUUUACCUUAACCUAGAGAUCAUUCUCUUUCAUCUUACUGGACUAAAGCCGCUUUUCACUGCAUCCGACAAACAACAGAUGACGCUAGAGGUCAAAAGUGGCAAAGGCACACCAGGACGAGCUGACGUCUUACUGGGAGCUCUAAAGGAUCUUUUAAAUGCAUUGUUCUCACACCCCGACGACCCAAACCUAAUCUGUGCUGUCAAAUUACUCAAGCUGAGCGGUUCAAUUCUGGAGGACACAUGGAAGGAGAAAGGAAAGUCAGACAUGGAUGAGAUAAUCAAGAAAAUUGAAGAGAUUUUGUUGGAUGCCAGAUGCAGCCGAGAUGUCAGACAGAUGUUGUUGAAACUGGUGGAGUUACGGUCGAGUAACUGGGGGCGAGUUUACACUGCUGCCGUGUCCAGUGACGCUACACCCGACAAUGACCCCAACUACUUCAUGAAUGAACCAACAUUUUACACAGCAGAUGGUACACCUUUCACAGCAGCAGAUCCUGAGUACUCCGAGAAAUAUCAGGAGAUUCUAGACAGAGAAGACUAUUUCCCUGACACAUAUGAAGAGAAUGGAAAUGAAUCUUUUUGUGGUGAGGACGACGAGAUGGACCCAGAGAUCGAGGAAGCGUUUGAGAGGUUUUGCAUGGAAUCAGAGACGAGAGGAAAGUAAUGAGCGCUGUAGACUGUGAGAUCGCCAUGUCAACACCACACCUGACCGCUGGAAUGUUUCAGAGUGGGCGGAACCAAAACAAAUUUUGCUUGAUCUUUGUUUCAUUUCUCAAUGAGCACUUCUUGGCUAGUGUCACUGGAUUGUAUGGCUGGGAUUUCUGUUUAAUUGUAACACAUGACAAUUAGCUAGUCCGUCAGGCCAUCGAGUCAUCAGUAGCCAUGGGUUUGGCAUUUGGGUUGUGAGGUUCAUCAUUUUAUGCGUGUUCUGAUUUGUCCAACAACCAAAAAAAGAGAAAAUGUUUGCAGUGAGAUUUUAAUAUGAGCCGAAGAAUAGUAUUAUCAAGUGUGUGCGUGUGACUUGUUUGCAAACUAACCGCUCAAUGUCAAAGAAAUUGUAGGAGAAUUGGAGUGGAACACGUAAUAUCAGGUGGCUUUCUCACUCCUCAAGGCUUUGCUGUUUCAUGACGCAACACAGCAAGAAAGACAAAAAAAAAGGUUUGAAAUGUGUUUUAAGUGUUCUGCCUUUCUCAGAUUCUCCUCGAACCCUUUAGAGUUUUAUUUUCUUUUAAUGCACAUGGUAGAGGAAAAGAGGAGCUGCCACUUUCUAGUUGGCUUGUUUUUUGGGGGAUUUCCAAAUACGUGACGUGUGUCAAAUAGGCGAUAGGAAAAUCUCUGCACGGUUUUGGGAGUUCGCACCGAUUCAUCACCACUGUGAUUUACAGAACUGUUCUGAUCACCAACAUCUCAUGGAUCCCAUAUAAAGGAAUGUUUAUAUUAAUAUAGUUGUAAAUAUUAUUUACUGCAUUGUUUGCCUGCAAUAAAUCUUUAUAAAAACAGUG